Messenger RNA from Coccidioides posadasii C735 delta SOWgp, 1888 nucleotides. RefSeq lists its product as uncharacterized. Gene Ontology annotation, molecular function: flavin adenine dinucleotide binding; oxidoreductase activity, acting on CH-OH group of donors. NCBI's taxonomy places the organism in Eukaryota, Fungi, Ascomycota, Eurotiomycetes, Onygenales, Onygenaceae. The record is from RefSeq and is a predicted model, not a curated record.
AUGGCUGCUGACAAGAAGACGAUUGAAGAGUUUUGCCGCAGGAAGUACGACUACCUCAUAGUUGGUGGGGGGACCGCAGGUCUUGUUCUCGCUUCAAGACUCUCCGAAGACCCCUUCGUCACCGUUGGCGUGCUCGAAGCAGGGGAGUUGCAGCUUGAUGGUCCCACUCUCAGGAAGUCAUCAGUCGGCUUUUACCCCAUGGUAGAGGAUCUAAACUAUGACUGGGGGUUCCAAACUGAGCCCCAGCGACAUGCACACGGGAUCGUCUAUGACUUGCCUAGUGGCAAAAUUCUAGGAGGUUCGAGUGUCACCAACCACAACUUAUUCACUAGGGGAUGUAAAACCGAGUACGACGACUGGGAGACUCUGGGAAACCCGGGUUGGAACUUGCAGGGCCUACUGCCUUAUUUCUCAAAGGCUGAAGCUCAACAACCCUCCAAGAAUGGAAACCCUACUUUCGGGGAUGCCCACGGUUCCAAAGAGAGUGAAGUUGCGAAACAAGUUGUGACCUCCACUGCCAACGAUAUAGCGAAAGGUAAUACCCUCUGGCACAAUGCCUGGGCUGAACUGGGUAUAUCUGGUGGUCCGAAACAGCCCAUGGAAACAAUUGUGAGCUCCGUUGCAGGCACUCGAACCAGUUCCGUGGAGGCUUACUACCUCCCGGUCAUGCAUCGGGGCAAUUUGCAUGUCCUGACCACCGUGUUGGCGUCAUCUGUGACAUUCUCCACUAAAGAAGGAAGCAAGCUGAUUGCCACUGGAGUUGAAUUUCUCAAUUUCGACGAUAACUAUCGAUGCGAAGCUGCUCUGGAGGUGAUUAUCUGUAGUGGUGCCGUUAUGUCUCCCGGGAUCCUUGAACGGUCCGGCAUCGGAUCGAAGGACGUCCUUGAUGAACAUGGCAUCAAAACGCUGAUUCACAACUCUCGAGUUGGUGAGAAUCUUCAAGACCACGCUUAUACGUACUCUCUGCUGGAAUUGGAGACCGAAGAGCAUUCAUUGGACAAGAAUUUCGGUAAGCUUCAGAUUGGAGAGACAUCAGUGAAGGAAUCCGAUUCGUCUUCCGCUACCGGUUUGACUCUCUCGACAUUCGUCACUUACGAGCAUGCCGCAAUGGGUCGCGUCCCACCGCCUCCUGAACUAAUCCUGGAUGCCAUUCGUAGGACACCUUUGUUGCGAAAGCAAUAUGACCUCACCCUCAGACGCUUGCACGAUCCCAAUGUUGCAUGCUUCCAGUACCAGUUUGUCCCUGGUUAUGCCUCUAGUCUGCUCCCAGAGCCCACUCCGGAUGACGCGAAUAAUUUCGUGGCAGUUUUGUAUUCGAUUUCAACGCCUUUCUCGCGUGGGGCGAUUCAUAUUGAAAGUUCGGAUCCGCGUGACUAUCCCACAGUUGACCCCAGUUAUCUUGAACACCCCCUUGAUAUGAGACUUCUUAGAGCAGCGACCCGCUUGUCUCUUGAUUUAAUCUGCACUGGUGCUUUGUCCAGCGUGACAUAUGAUAUUGUUGUUCCCUAUCAACCAAUGAUAACAGAGCAAAACUAUGACGAGCACGCUUGCGAGACAUGUGAAAGUUACUUUCACCCUGUGGGUACAUGUGCCAUGAUGCCUAGGGAAGAUGGUGGAGUGGUUGAUCCUAACUUGAUUGUAUACGGCACUGAGAAUCUUCGUGUUGUGGAUUCAAGUAUCAUCCCCUUACAUAUCUCUGGAGAUAUUGAGUGGACUGUUUAUGCAAUUGCUGAGAAAGCGGCGGAUAUGAUUAAGGACCAGCGACACAUGAUUCAGAAAAUUAUCUAAGUGAUGGCACAAAGAAAGGGGGGAGGGUCUCUUGCACACAAGCCAUUAAGCAUGGUUAAGGGGAUGCAAUCUGAUUUCUGUUUUCGGGCUUGCAAGGAUG